This is a messenger RNA of Thyridium curvatum, 1761 nucleotides long. RefSeq lists its product as uncharacterized. Bases 1 to 1761 code for a protein of 586 amino acids. Lineage: Eukaryota; Fungi; Ascomycota; Sordariomycetes; Thyridiales; Thyridiaceae. The record is from RefSeq and is a predicted model, not a curated record. The transcript has 3 exons.
AUGCGGCUGCACAUUGGUGGCCGCUCCGGACUUGUCGCCGGCCUUGCGCUCUGUCAGCCGCAUGUUGCAGCAGCAUCGGACCCGACACAGAAAACCAUACUGGGCAGCUCCAACCCUCUUGACGAGAGCUUCGGUGUAUAUGUCAAGGAGCUCCUGGACAAGUGGCACGUUCCCGGCGUCGCUAUCGCUGUUGUCGAUGGCGAUGAUAUCUGGGCCGAGGGCUACGGCAUCGCCACCUUCCCCUCCACCCCAGUCACCCCCUCGACCCUCUUCUACACGGGCAGCACCACAAAGGCCUUUGUCGCGGGCGCCCUCUCCCUCAUGAUCGACUCGGGCAACUACACCCUGCCCGCGCUGCCGCCCACGGGCCCGCCCUCGCCCUACCGCCACGCCUCGCUCCAGCUGCCGAGCCCGGAGCACGACUACGCGCCCCGCAAGCUGGACUGGACGACGCCCAUCUCGGCCGUCCUGGGCGACGAUUUCGUGCUGCAGGACGCCUGGGCGACGGCGCACCUGACGCUGCAGGACGCGCUGUCGCACCGCACAGGCAUGCCGCGCCACGACGGCGCCAUCAGCCGGCGCUACGGCGACGGCGACGGCGCGCCGGCCGCCACGGUGCGCGACAUCACGCGCAGCCUGCGGCACCUGCCGCUGUCGGCCGAGCCCCGCGAGAAGUUCAUGUACUGCAACCUCAUGUACGCCGUGCUCUCGCACUGCGUCGAGACGCUGGCGGGCGGCCGCUGGCUGGGCGACCUGCUGCGCGAGUGGAUCUGGGCGCCGCUGGGGAUGCGGUCGACCUUCUUCAGCCUCGAGGACGCGCUGGCGGCGGAGCGGGAGGCGCCCGGUGCUGUCCACCUCGCGGGGGGCUACUACUGGGACAACGCGACGGCCGGGUUCGCGCGGGCGCCGUUCAUCGGGGUCCGCGAGGUCAGCGGCGCGGGCGGGAUCCUGUCCAACGUCGAGGACUAUGCGCGGUGGGUCAAGUGCCACCUCGACGGGGGCCGGCCCGUCUUCUCAGAGGAAGGGAUCGCGGCGGUGAGGAAGCCGCAGAUGCCGGUCGACUCGGACGGCCCGGUGCUGUUCGACACGCCGCAGUCGUACGCGAGCGGGUGGUUCACGUCGUCCUACCGCGGGCACCGGUUCUGGACGCACAGCGGCGGGAUGCACGCCUACGGGGCCGAGGUGUACAUGUUCCCCGACGACAAGUUUGGCGUCGUGGCGCUCGGCAACACGGCUAUGACUUCCAACGCGGCGGAGGAGGCGGCCAUAUGGAGACUCAUCGACGAGAAGUUGAAGAUUCCCGAAACAGAGAGGAUAGACUGGACCAAGAGAUGGGAGACAUUGAUCGGCAAAAAAGACAUCGUGAUCGAUGGGGCGCUCGACGAGAUGUUCCCAGACCGCAAAGAACCGGGCCUGCCACACGACCUACCGUUGGAAAGCUAUGCCGGGACGUACUUCCACCCGGGCUACAUGAACCUGACCAUCCAGGUGGUCGAGUCGGAGGCCAAUGACAAGCCUGGCAAGACUCUCUAUGCCGAGAGGCCCGAUGCCACCUGGAUGAUGACAUACGAUUUCCAGCACGUCUCGUCUGAAUACUGGAUGGUGUAUCUCGGUCUGAUAUACGAGCGCAGUGGCAACAUGCGCCUGUACGCCCCUGCUCAAUUCAAGAUAGGCCCGUCAGGCAAGGUCACGGGGCUCGAGAUAGGGUAUCGAUCGGACGGAGCGUUGGAAGGCAACAUCUUGUUCACCAAGAUCGACUGA